UUUUUCGUUUGUUUCCCCCCCCCCCCUUCAAAGAAGUGUUGACUCUCCGGUUCGUUGUACUUCUAAUUAUUAUUUUAUUUAAAUCUACGACCUAAUUGUAUUCUUUAAAAAUGUAUCAAAUAUAUAUUUUAUGGUAACUGUCCUUCAAAAUAUAUGUAUAUGUGCGGAAUUGAAGACGCUUCAGCUAAGCGAGGGGAACCGGCGCGUUGGAUGUUUAAUUCAGCACCGGCAUUGCGUGACGGUUGUUUGAAUAACAAGUGGUUUGUUUUUAAAACCACACCUUUUAAAAUUUAGGUUCAAAGGAUCAUAGUAGAAGUCGUUGAUAAUAAUUGAAAGGAAAACCAGCAGAAAUCGAAGCCACCAUGUCUGGAGAAGUGCGCUUGAGGCAGUUGGAGCAGUUUAUUUUGGAUGGGCCGGCUCAGACCAAUGGGCAGUGCUUCAGUGUGGAAACGCUGCUGGAUAUACUCAUCUGCCUCUACGACGAAUGCAAUAACUCUCCGCUGAGAAGAGAGAAGAACAUUCUUGAAUACCUAGAAUGGGCUAAACCAUUUACUUCUAAAGUGAAACAGAUGCGAUUACAUAGAGAAGACUUUGAGAUACUAAAGGUGAUUGGUCGAGGAGCUUUUGGAGAGGUUGCUGUAGUGAAACUAAAAAAUGCAGAUAAGGUAUUUGCCAUGAAAAUACUGAAUAAAUGGGAAAUGCUGAAAAGAGCAGAGACAGCAUGUUUUCGUGAAGAAAGGGAUGUGUUAGUGAAUGGAGACAAUAAAUGGAUUACAACUUUGCAUUAUGCUUUCCAGGAUGACAAUAACUUAUAUCUGGUUAUGGAUUAUUAUGUUGGUGGGGAUUUGCUUACUUUGCUCAGCAAAUUUGAAGAUAGAUUGCCUGAAGAUAUGGCUCGAUUUUACUUGGCUGAGAUGGUGAUAGCAAUUGAUUCAGUUCAUCAGCUGCAUUAUGUACACAGAGACAUCAAACCUGACAAUAUAUUGAUGGAUAUGAAUGGACAUAUUCGGUUAGCAGAUUUUGGUUCUUGUCUGAAACUGAUGGAAGAUGGAACAGUCCAGUCCUCAGUGGCUGUUGGAACUCCAGAUUAUAUCUCUCCUGAAAUCCUUCAAGCCAUGGAAGAUGGAAAAGGCAGAUACGGACCUGAGUGUGACUGGUGGUCUUUGGGGGUCUGUAUGUAUGAAAUGCUUUACGGAGAAACACCAUUUUAUGCAGAAUCUCUGGUGGAGACCUAUGGAAAAAUCAUGAAUCACAAAGAGAGGUUUCAGUUUCCAGCUCAAGUGACAGAUGUGUCUGAAAAUGCUAAGGACCUUAUUCGAAGGCUCAUUUGUAGCAGAGAACAUCGACUUGGUCAAAAUGGAAUAGAAGACUUUAAGAAACACCCAUUUUUCAGUGGAAUUGAUUGGGAUAAUAUUCGAAACUGUGAAGCACCUUAUAUUCCAGAAGUUAGUAGCCCAACAGAUACAUCAAAUUUUGAUGUGGAUGAUGAUUGUUUAAAGAAUUCUGAAACAAUGCCCCCACCAACACAUACUGCAUUUUCUGGCCACCAUCUGCCUUUCGUUGGUUUUACCUAUACUAGUAGCUGUGUUCUUUCUGAUCGGAGCUGUUUAAGAGUUACAGCAGCUCCCACGUCACUGGAUCUUGAUGUUAAUGUUCAGAGGACUCUAGAUAACAACUUAGCAACUGAAGCUUAUGAAAGAAGAAUUAAACGCCUUGAACAGGAGAAGCUUGAACUUAGUAGAAAGCUUCAAGAGUCCACACAGACUGUCCAAGCUCUGCAGUAUUCAACUGUUGAUGGUCCACUAACAGCAAGCAAAGAUUUAGAAAUAAAAAAUUUAAAAGAAGAAAUUGAAAAACUAAGGAAACAAGUAAGAGAAUCGAGUCACUUGGAGCAACAACUUGAAGAAGCUAAUUCAGUGAGGCGAGAACUAGAUGAUGCUUUUAGACAAAUCAAGGCUUAUGAAAAACAAAUCAGAACGUUACAACAAGAAAGAGAAGAAUUAAAUAAGGAACUAGUCCAGGCUAGUGAGCGAUUAAAAAACCAAUCCAAAGAGCUGAAAGACGCACACUGUCAGAGGAAACUGGCCAUGCAGGAAUUCAUGGAGAUCAAUGAGCGGCUAACAGAAUUGCACACCCAAAAACAGAAACUUGCUCGCCAUGUCCGAGAUAAGGAAGAAGAGGUGGACCUGGUGAUGCAAAAAGUUGAAAGCUUAAGGCAAGAACUGCGCAGAACAGAAAGAGCCAAAAAAGAGCUGGAAGUUCAUACAGAAGCUGUAGCUGCUGAAGCAUCUAAAGACAGGAAACUGCGUGAACAGAGUGAACACUAUUCUAAGCAACUGGAAAAUGAAUUGGAGGGACUGAAGCAAAAACAAAUUAGUUACUCACCAGGAGUAUAUAGCAUAGAACAUCAGCAAGAGAUAAGUAAACUAAAGACAGAUUUGGAGAAGAAAAGUAUCUUUUAUGAAGAGGAAUUAUCCAAAAGAGAAGGCAUACAUGCAAAUGAAAUUAAAAAUUUGAAGAAAGAACUACAUGACUCAGAAGGCCAGCAACUUGCUCUGAACAAAGAAAUUAUGAUUUUGAAAGACAAACUGGAGAAAAACAGGAGAGAAAGUCAAAGUGAAAGGGAAGAAUUUGAAAAUGAGUUCAAACAACAGUAUGAACGAGAAAAGGUGUUGCUAACUGAAGAAAAUAAAAAGCUGACAAGUGAACUUGAUAAGCUUACCACUCUGUACGAGAACUUGAGUGUGCGCAACCAGCAGUUAGAAGAAGAAAUAAAAGAUCUAGCAGACAAGAAAGAAUCAGUUGCACAUUGGGAAGCCCAAAUCACAGAAAUAAUCCAGUGGGUCAGCGAUGAAAAGGAUGCACGAGGAUAUCUUCAGGCCUUAGCUUCUAAAAUGACUGAAGAGUUAGAAGCAUUGAGAAAUUCCAGCUUGGGUACACGAGCAACAGAUAUGCCCUGGAAAAUGCGUCGAUUUGCAAAACUGGAUAUGUCAGCUAGACUGGAGUUACAGUCAGCUCUAGAUGCAGAAAUAAGAGCCAAACAGGCCAUCCAAGAAGAGCUGAAUAAAGUUAAAGCAUCUAACAUCAUAACAGAAUGUAAACUAAAAGAUUCAGAGAAGAAGAACUUGGAACUACUAUCAGAAAUCGAGCAACUGAUAAAGGACACCGAAGAGCUUAGAUCUGAAAAGGGUAUAGAGCACCAAGACUCACAGCAUUCUUUCUUGGCAUUUUUGAAUACGCCUACCGAUGCUCUGGAUCAAUUUGAAGAUUCCUUUUCUUCUUCCUCAUCUUCACUGAUUGAUUUUUUGGAUGACCGCUCUCCAUCCUGUACUCCAGCUAGCAAAGGCAGACGUACUGAUCCCGUUGAGAACACACAUGUACGGAAUCCGAACGUCAAGUUUUACAUCCAGUCAAGGUCCACAUCUCCUUCCACAUCUAGUGAAGCUGAGCCAGUUAAGACUGUAGACAGUACUCCACUUCCAGUUCACACACCAACCUUAAGGAAAAAGGCAUGCCCUGGUUCAGCUGGCUUUCCUCCUAAGCGCAAGACUCAUCAGUUUUUUGUCAAAUCUUUUACUACUCCUACCAAAUGUCAUCAGUGUACCUCUUUGAUGGUGGGUUUGAUAAGACAGGGCUGUUCCUGUGAAGUGUGUGGCUUCUCAUGUCAUAUAACUUGCGUAAACAAAGCUCCCACUGCGUGCCCAGUUCCUCCUGAACAGACAAAAGGUCCCCUGGGUAUAGAUCCUCAAAAAGGAAUAGGAACAGCAUAUGAAGGUCAUGUCAGGAUCCCUAAACCAGCUGGAGUGAAGAAAGGAUGGCAAAGAGCAUUGGCUGUAGUUUGUGACUUCAAACUUUUUCUGUACGAUGUUGCUGAAGGAAAAGCAUCCCAGCCCAGUGUUGUAGUCAGUCAGGUGAUUGACAUGAGGGAUGAAGAAUUUUCUGUGAGUUCAGUCUUGGCUUCUGAUGUUAUUCAUGCAAGUCGAAAAGAUAUACCUUGUAUAUUUAGAGUCACAACUUCCCAGCUCUCAGCCCCGAAUAACAAAUGUUCAAUCCUGAUGCUGGCAGAUAGUGAGAAUGAGAAGAGCAAGUGGGUGGGAGUGCUGAGUGAAUUGCAGAAGAUUUUGAAGAAAAACAAAUUCAGAGACCGCUCAGUCUAUGUUCCCAAAGAGGCUUAUGACAGCACAUUACCCCUCAUUAAAACUACCCAGGCCGCUGCAAUCAUAGAUCAUGAAAGGAUAGCUUUGGGAAAUGAAGAAGGCUUAUUUGUUGUGCAUGUCACCAAAGAUGAAAUUAUUAGAGUUGGUGACAAUAAGAAGAUUCAUCAGAUUGAGCUCAUUCCAAAUGAUCAGCUUGUUGCUGUGAUCUCAGGACGAAAUCGUCAUGUGCGACUUUUUCCUAUGUCAGCUUUGGACGGACGAGAAACUGAUUUUUACAAGCUGGCAGAAACUAAAGGGUGUCAAACCAUAACUUCUGGGAAAGUGCGUCAUGGAGCCCUUACCUGCCUGUGUGUAGCUAUGAAAAGGCAGGUCCUCUGUUACGAACUUUUUCAGAGCAAGACCCGUCACAGAAAAUUUAAGGAAAUUCAAGUCCCAUAUAAUGUCCAGUGGAUGGCAAUCUUCAGCGAACACCUCUGUGUGGGGUUCCAGUCGGGUUUUCAAAGAUACCCCUUGAAUGGAGAAGGAACUUCGUACAGUAUGCUCCAUUCAAACGACCACACACUGUCAUUUAUUGCCCAUCAACCAAUGGAUGCCAUCUGCGCAGUUGAGAUCUCCAGCAAAGAAUACCUGCUGUGUUUUAACAGCAUUGGGAUAUAUACCGACUGCCAGGGCCGAAGAUCUAGACAACAGGAAUUGAUGUGGCCAGCAAACCCUUCCUCUUGUUGUUACAAUGCACCCUAUCUCUCCGUGUAUAGUGAAAAUGCGGUUGACAUCUUUGAUGUGAACUCCAUGGAAUGGAUUCAGACUCUCCCACUCAAAAAGGUUCGACCCUUAAACAGUGAAGGAUCAUUAAAUCUUUUAGGCUUGGAGACAAUUAGAUUAAUAUAUUUCAAAAAUAAGAUGGCAGAAGGGGAUGAACUGGUAGUUCCUGAAACCACAGAUAAUAGUCGGAAACAAAUGGUUAGAAAUAUUAACAACAAGCGGCGUUACUCCUUCCGAGUCCCAGAAGAGGAAAGGAUGCAACAGAGGAGAGAGAUGCUACGAGAUCCUGAAAUGAGAAAUAAAUUGAUUUCUAACCCAACUAAUUUUAACCACAUAGCACACAUGGGUCCAGGUGAUGGAAUACAGAUCCUAAAAGACCUACCCAUGCCAGGCUUCCCUUACCCAUCCCCUCAUCAUCACUCCAGUCUGAUCUCCUCUCCGAUCAACUUUGAGCACAUCUAUCACAUGACUGUCAAUUCUGCUGAAAAAUUUCUUUCUCCUGAUUCCGUAAACCCUGAACAUUCCCCGUCUCUGCGCUCUGUCCCCGGUACACCCAGCUUUAUGACUCUGAGGAACCCUCGGCCUCAGGAAAGUCGGACAGUGUUCAGUGGCUCAGUCAGUAUUCCAUCGAUCACCAAAUCCCGCCCUGAACCUGGUCGCUCCAUGAGCGCCAGCAGCGGCCUAUCCGCAAGGUCAUCGGCACAGAAUGGCAGUGCAUUAAAGAGAGAGCUCUCUGGAGGAAGCUACAGUGCAAAGCGGCAACCCCUGCCCUCCCCAUCAGAGGGCUCACUGUCCUCUGGAGGCAUGGACCAAGGAAGCGAUGCCCCGGUCAGGGACUUUGAUGGAGAGGACUCUGAUUCUCCGAGGCAUUCCACAGCUUCCAACAGUUCCAACCUGAGCAGCCCUCCCAGCCCAGUGUCACCACGGAAGACCAAGAGCCUCUCUCUAGAGAGCACUGACCGCGGGACCUGGGACCCAUGAACUGCUUCGGCCCUCAGGCCAGACCAGAGCUGCUGCUCUCUCUCUUAGCUCUCCUCCCCCUUCUCUCACUUCCCUCUCUUCCCUCCACGUCUGCCUGAACACGUAGGCCUGGCGGCAGCAGGAUGGGGACCCAGGGAUUCUGACGACAUGACUCCCAGACCCUCGCCCCUCCAUUGGCUGCAACAACCAUAAAGGCAGAUGUUCAUGGAACAGCCUAGAUUAAUAUGAUUUCAUUUCAUACACUUAGAUUGCUUUCCAUAAUAUUUUACCCCUCCCCCAAAACGGUAGCUUAAGUAGACAGAUGACACAAAUGUAAGCGCUAAGAGUAAGAUUAGACAGACAAUUUCACAGUAGAGUUCAGUGUAGUCCCGAGAUAGCACAUGGUUCCCCAGUGGGUCCUGGAGCCGCAGCCAAGCUCUCCUCCAGCACCCAGUGAAUGUCGACCUGAUCGUUGCCAGUAAAUCCUUAUUAACUAAAACAAUGCAUAUUUUACUACAAUACAGAGUUUAAAUAAAUACACAAAUGUAGAGGGUAAAUACUGAAUGUAUAUAGUAAAAAGAAGCAUCUUGUAUUCAAUGGAAGAUGGAUGCAUAUAUAAGAGAGAGAUCAUUUAAUUUAAAGAAGUGUGUUGUUUCUUGUCUGUUCUCCAGCUAAGUAAUUUAAAGGGUGUAGAAAGCCUCAGGCUGACGUUACAGAGGGAGAGCGAGAGGGUUCCCUUUAGUGCCGCGUCCUCAGACUGGUACAGGUCCCGGUCCCCUGGGGGCUUUAGGAGAACAGUCACUUUGGUUUCAUGGUUUGGGGUAUGACCCGGGCACCAGACGAAACAUUUGAAGCCUCUUCAGCAGCAGCAGCAUCAAAAGCCAACUUUUCUUCUAUCCAAGACGUUUCCUUUUCUGCUAGAAUUUGAGCCACACGUCUCAUUUUUGAUACCGUGGUACCUUUGCAGAUGAAUGUAGAAAUGCAGUUUUGUCGCCUUCUGACUCCAUCUGACACAGGAAUGCCCUGGCUUCUGAAGGGCUGUCAGAGGCUCAGAGAAGUUUUUUUUUUGCUGAGCUGACCCCAUCCCUCCAGAGUUACAGUGCGGUGUCUCCCCUGGCUGAGCCAGCUUCCUAGGAGGGGCCUGUUUUUAGUGUGGUGCCAGCUUCCUCAGAUAAGCCUGGGAAAGGGGUUUAAUUACCAAAUAAUAUAAAAACCUCAGAUGCAAGGACUUGAACAGCCUUAACCAAAUAUUCUUUCCCAUGCCCAGUGGGAAAUGAACGCUCACCCAGUGGGCAGGCAGGAAGUGCGCCCAGGAGGGCAGCGAGCCUCCUCCACAAGCUUUUCCUCCCUCAUUUGCUACAGUGUGUUGUUAGCCACAUUUCCAUUUGAUUCCUGCUGCUUUAAUUACCACAAGGAAAUGAGAUGCAGAACCAGAAGAACUUUAUUUUCCAGCCAUUUCACCAAUUAAGCACAUGAGUGGAGAAAGGUAGAAAUAAACAUCCCUCAUGGAAGCAGAGAGAAAUCUCUUUUUCUGCUUAUCUUAAACUUGAGAAGAAACAGGAUUCUUUUCUUCUCUUCUGUGAACCUUAGCUAAAGUGGAAGCAUUUUCCUGCAGCUGCUGGUCUGAACUUCAGGGUUGGAGCCCUGUCUGCCACCCUGGGUUCACGCCCUCUUAGCAGCAGCCGCGCCUGCCUUCCCACCAGGGCCACAGGGAGCUGAGACUAUUUCCAAGUUGAUGCUCCUCUUUAGAGAAGGUCACUGAGGUUCAGUGACAGAAGAGAGGAUCCUGUUUGGGGAUUAGAUUGCAAAAGGUUACAGUAGAGAAGUUAAAAAUGACGCUAAGCUUUGACAUUGGACAUUCUGGACUGGGUACUUGCUCAGGUUUGACUGUUUCACUUCGGAUGGGCAUAGUUCUAAUCUCCUACAUCUUUCUGCUUUUGGAAAAGAAGUGUCAUGUAAAAAUACUGUGUACCUCUGUUAUCAAGGGUUGGACCUUCAGUUUGGUUAUUGCCAUAUGACUCUGGCAGCUCCUUAAACUUGGCAUUUCCCAGGAGAGGAGCAGCCAGCCAGCCAGUGGCUAAGUGCCUGUGGCCAGCAACCCCCCUCCUCCUGACCCUCCCUUUCCCCUUCAUUCCUUCACCUACCCUCACCCCCUCCUCUUCCCAGGGACUCGACUCUAAGCCAUUAGUUUAUCUCUUUGAUGACUAAGUGAAUUUUUGUUGUCUGUAGGUGCUUACUUUUUAAAGGAUGUUUUUAGGAUGAAAAUAUAACCCUACCUGAAGUCUGGACUCCACCACAGUGAGUCAUACCCUUUGGCCUCCCAACAGGGGAGGAGAGAGCUUGUUCGGGCUGCUGGGCUCACAGGGCAGCAUGUUAAUGUUAACCCAGGAGAUAACACGGCACUUUUUGGUUUUUCCAUAGCAGUUGUAAGUGGUCUUAUCAGUCGUAAUAGAGCAGUCCCAAAUGUGAUUAGAUUCUGACAGCAGGACUUGGGGAGAAACUCUGCCAGGGGUGAUAGUUCUGAGGAGUUCCCAAGAUAAUGACCAUCCGCCUGGUCUUAUCCCCAAUGUGAAGCAGGUACCUGCAGAAGCUUUGAGAGGAACGGUUUGAUGGGGCAGGAGAGCCAGGGAAACGGAAAGCAGUGAUCAGUAACAGAUCACGGUAAGGUGUUCCAUGGUGUCUGGGGUCACCCCUUGUUUUUGUGGAGGACAUUUUAAAAACAUAUAUGGCAGCAGGAACUCAGUUCUCUUCUCAGUAGAAAGGAAAAAUAAAUGAAGCGUUUCUGGCAUAGUCUCCGUGUUGGUAUUUGGUGCUAUCUAUGUCCAGCCAAUGUUGUUAUCUACCCUUGAACUCUGACUAAUCUUGUCAUGUGCUUUGGGUGUAUGAAAUUAUAUAUAUACAUAUAUAUUUCUUUUUGCCAAAAACAGAAGCCUUCUUAUCAAAUGAUUACUAAAGUCGAUUUCACUUCUUUAAUUAUGUGUGUGUACACACACACACACACCCCUACAGUUAGUGAUUUUUGUUCUUCCCCAGGGAGCACAGUUUUAAGGCUGAGAUACAGUUAAAAAGGGUCCAGCUCUAGUUUUCCAAGCAGUCCUUGUACCCAACCUUCAGGGAAGAAUCUGAAAUUUCUAUUAUGUUUACAGCAACAAUCUGUCAUUCCUUGGCUGGCUCUCGGCCUUUCUCUGCCUUCCAUAUGGUUAGAGUCAUGUCAUUUUGUUACCUAGCGGCCACAUCUACUUCUGUGCAAGACCAGUUGCAUUUACAUGGACUCUCAGGUAUCGUUAGAGAAAAGCCAGAGCAGGGAUAGGUGGACAUCCUUAACCCUCACGUACAGCAGGGCCCUUUGCUGGCCUUUGACAGUGACCACACACUGUGGUCUCAGCGGGUGGGGCCUCGGACAGCUCCCCACCCACCUUCUGGAUAGAGCGGCACUCUCAGCAGAGGUCAGACUCGGCGAACUCUGCUGGGCACAGUGGAAGAUAACGGGCACAUCGCUGCCCCCUCCCCGGCCCAGCCCCUGCAUUCGAUGAGCCUCAGGACACUUCCUUGAGCCUCUCGCUAAACCUCUUUCCUUGUUACGACUUUAUUACUCUAGUCCAGAGCGUUCUGCGAGUCCUUCCUUCACUGAGCUCCACCUCCCAGCCCAGCAGCCGCCAGCAGGCCGGGCUUCUCGUCCUUCCCAGGCACAGCCAUUGCACACAGGAGACCUUUUCAUUUUGGGGGGGAAACUGACAAAACCAAUCAGCCCUGGAUUUCAUGAAAACAAAUGAUCUGCCUUUUUAUUUGAUAGUGUAAUAACAGUUGUUUUAUAAAAAUUUUUAGGUUUUUUUUUCUCAUUGUAAUAUUAUUGUACAGGUUUGCAUGGCCUAGGUGUAAUCAUUUUUUUGUUUAGAGUAUAAAGCUGACAAAUAUGUGUGUGGAAGGGGAAAAUACAUUGCUCUGGCCUUUUAUCACUCCUCAUUUCAUUUAGUUUGGUUUUAUGUCCUCAAUGUCUUAGGGAACUUUAUAAGAGAUUCUCUGCUACCAAACAACGGCUUGGAUUCAAUUUGCACAGAAAUAUUUAAGGUGGAAUAGUAAAAAAAUGUAACAAAAGACUCCUAGCCAAUAUUUUAUGUUGGUAUCACUUAAUAUUAACCAGACUUUGAUGUAUUGCAAUAAAACAGGGAACUGUUAGAACUGA
Miniopterus natalensis is the source of this 10062-nucleotide messenger RNA. RefSeq names its product CDC42 binding protein kinase alpha (gene CDC42BPA). NCBI's taxonomy places the organism in Eukaryota, Metazoa, Chordata, Mammalia, Chiroptera, Miniopteridae. Gene Ontology annotation, cellular component: cytoplasm; cytoskeleton; actomyosin. Gene Ontology annotation, molecular function: ATP binding; protein serine/threonine kinase activity. Gene Ontology annotation, biological process: actomyosin structure organization; peptidyl-threonine phosphorylation. The record is from RefSeq and is a predicted model, not a curated record.